Hevea brasiliensis (rubber tree) is the source of this 1267-nucleotide messenger RNA. RefSeq names its product perakine reductase. The record is from RefSeq and is a predicted model, not a curated record. The coding region runs from base 43 to 1146 and encodes 367 amino acids. The transcript is spliced from 7 exons. NCBI's taxonomy places the organism in Eukaryota, Viridiplantae, Streptophyta, Magnoliopsida, Malpighiales, Euphorbiaceae. Gene Ontology annotation, cellular component: cytoplasm.
CCUACCAAAACUGGUAGGAAAGAGAAUAUAAUACAUAAUGAUAUGCCUUACAGGAACUUUGCCACUUUUAGCAUUUUGUUGUCACUGCAUCUUCAGCUAAGCUGUGUUUCCAUGGAAGCAAAAUCACAGAUCCAAAUCCCAAGAGUGAAACUGGGCAGUCAGGGAUUGGAGGUUUCUAGACUGGGCUUUGGGUGUGGAGGACUCUCAGGAAUAUAUAAUCCACCACUCCCACAUGAAGCUGGAUGUGAAAUUAUAAAGGAAGUUUUUUCGAAAGGAAUCACCUUUUUUGACACAUCUGAUCUAUAUGGAGAUAAUUAUGACAAUGAGAUCAUGGUUGGGAAGGCCUUAAAGCAGCUUCCUAGAGAAAAAGUUCAGUUAGCAACAAAAUUUGGCAUUAUAAGGUCAAAGGGAUUUCAAUUUGCAGUGAAUGGCAGCCCAGAAUAUGUGAGGCAAUGCUGUGAAGCUAGUUUAAAGCGGCUUGAUGUGGACUAUAUUGAUCUGUAUUAUCAGCAUCGUGUGGACAGUUCAGUGCCAAUAGAGGAUACUAUUGGGGAAUUGAAGAAGCUGGUAGAGGAGGGAAAGAUAAAGUAUAUUGGGUUAUCUGAAGCUAGUGUAGAUACUAUAAGGAGGGCAAAUGCUGUUCAUCCUAUAACAGCUGUAGAAAUGGAGUACUCGUUGUGGAGUUGUGAAAUUGAAGAGGACAUAGUUCCAGUCUGUAGAGAGCUUGGUAUUGGCAUAGUAGCAUAUAGCCCUCUAGGUCGUGGGUUCUUUGCUGGGAAGGCAGUGGUGGAAAGCUUGCCUGAUAAGAGCCUAUUGGUUAUGCAUCCCAGAUUUACUGGAGAGAAUUUAGAGAGAAAUAAAGUUAUAUAUGCCCGUCUUGCGGACCUGGCUGCAAAGCAUGCCUGCACUCCACCUCAAUUAGCACUGGCUUGGCUUCUGCACCAGGGAGAAGACAUAGUUCCAAUUCCUGGGACAACUAAAUUGAAGAACCUUGAAACCAAUAUUGGGUCCUUAGCAGUGGAGCUAACACAAGAAGAUUUGAAAGAAAUUCGCAAUGCUGUGCCAAUUGAUGAAGUAGGAGGUGAAAGAGAAUAUGAAGCGUUCUCUAAUUAUGUUUACAAACUUGCAAAUACUCCACCUAAAUAACUGCAAAAACCUAGAGCAUCUGUACUGCUAAACACAAAUUAUGCUGAUCACUCCAUUUGCUUGAGCCUGGAAAAUAAAUGUUGAAUUUGGGGAUUAAUGAUUUGAAAUUUGUCACUGUUCA